AUGGGUUUCCGUGGAAAUCGUUUUGGUUACGGGCCAAUGCGAAUACCUCGUGGUGCACCACGGUUCUUGUAUGGACGCAUUAUGAAACGAGGAUUCAUGCAAAAGAAACCCUUUGAGUUCAAGAAGUUACCUGAUGCAGCCAAAUAUAAAGAAUAUGCUGUUACGUCUGACAAUAUUAUAUGUUUUUCUGGCUUUCAAAACGUUCUUACGGCUCAGCAUGAUUUUCCUUUGGAAAUUGAUGGCAGAGUGUAUGAUAAUGUCAACCAUUUCUACCAGCUUGCUAAAACAGAGGCGCUCUGUGGUGUUACAUCAUUGCUAAUGACAGAAUGUGUGGAUAGUGAUGGCUCAUCAAAAUCACCUGUUAAGGAUUAUAAUACGCUCGCUAGAAAUAUCUUAAAGAUCAAUAAAGUAAGUAGAAAUUCUGCGGAAGAAUGGCGAAAGGGUCCUGGUCUGGAAGCAAUGCAGCGAGCAUUACUAGCAAAAGUUGAACAAUGUGAGGAACUUCGAAAGGAAUUGAUGAAUUCAGGCGAAAAAUUGCUUGUCCAUUGUUUUGGUGGAGAUGAUUUUUAUGCAAGUGCUUGUAAUCAUAACUACAUGCAGGACUGGGCGAAAAGUAUGCAGAAUAAUAAAGUGAUGAUUAAGAUACCGAUGGAAUUUCCUCUAACAAAGGAGACAGUUUUAUCAAUCCCUAAAUUUGGUUUGGGUCGAAAUGUUCUUGGCGUCAUUUAUAUGCAGUUGAGAGAGAUGUUACGCGAUGGUGUUUUACCGUACAAAGGAAGAACAAAAAAGGCAUUCCGCGAAAAACAAGGUUUGGAAAUGAAGGCUGAGGAAAUAGCUGGUCCAAGCAUCGUUCCGAGUGUCCCGGCACCACUCAAAAGUGAAAUAGAUGACAGUAGUUUGAGUGAUGGCUUCAUAAUUGGUGGAGGGUCGAUCCAGAGUUCAAUGAAAUCACGCUCAGCAUCUAAUACUUCUCGCAAUGUCCUUUCAGUACCUUUGGAAUAUUUGGCUAGUUUCAGCAGUAAGUAA
Thelazia callipaeda (thelaziosis nematode) is the source of this 1026-nucleotide messenger RNA. The record is from the annotation of a GenBank genome assembly. NCBI's taxonomy places the organism in Eukaryota, Metazoa, Nematoda, Chromadorea, Rhabditida, Thelaziidae.